CCACGCAUUCGACUUGAUACUCACUCUAUUACACAAUGGGUAAAGUCCACGGUUCUCUCGCCCGUGCCGGUAAGGUCAAGGGCCAAACUCCCAAGGUUGCCAAGCAGGAAGGCAAGAAGAAGAAGGUCACUGGCCGUGCCAAGAAGCGUCUCUUGUACACUCGCCGCUUCGUCAACGCUGUUGCCGGUUUCGGAAAGCGAAAGAUGAACCCCAACAACAGCGACAAGUAAACAAGUUGUCCUUUCCGGGAAUGUCCACUCGAUUCUCCGCCACUUGUAGCUUGCAUGUUCAAUAAACCAAAAAAGACUACAGCGCGCAUAAAAGUCGAUUGCGAAGGCUCUGCUUCUACCGCGCGUUCCCAAAACGAAACGGAAUACCACCCUGUUUUGAGCCGGGGCUGUCGUUUCUUUCUGGAUCCCGACGCACCCAUCCAAAUGGCUGAAUCUGUGCCAUGAGAUUCGAUCAUCGCCCUGCAUGCGUCGUAUUCAGAACACCAUCGGGAUUG
Messenger RNA from Polychytrium aggregatum, 505 nucleotides. RefSeq names its product putative 40S ribosomal protein S30. Bases 36 to 230 code for a protein of 64 amino acids. Gene Ontology annotation, molecular function: structural constituent of ribosome. The transcript is spliced from 3 exons. The record is from RefSeq and is a predicted model, not a curated record. Lineage: Eukaryota; Fungi; Chytridiomycota; Chytridiomycetes; Polychytriales. Gene Ontology annotation, biological process: translation. Gene Ontology annotation, cellular component: ribosome; cytosolic small ribosomal subunit.